Molecule: messenger RNA, 705 nt
Organism: Candidula unifasciata
Lineage: Eukaryota; Metazoa; Mollusca; Gastropoda; Stylommatophora; Geomitridae
Source: the annotation of a GenBank genome assembly
AUGUUUUCUUCCGCCAUUUCUAAAAUGCUGGGUAGCUACACCACGAAGAAUCCGCCAAGUGAUACAGGUGAUACGAAGCCGCAAACUCCGUCAAUAAAGUCCAAAUUUCAAAACGAUGCCGCAAAAUCGAGAAAUCAAAGUCCCGACCCGAAGUCAAGAUCUCAGAGUCCGAGUUUCAAAUCAAAAUCUCAAACUCCAGGCAUGAAGACGCCAUCGUUUCGUGAGUCAAAAUCAAAGAGCAUGCCUGAUGCAUUAUUAGGACUUGAAACUUUUACACAGAAAGAAACAGUGAACCCAAAUGAGAAGAAUACACAAACUAGAGACGACGAGUGGUUAGAUUUUACAACAGAACCAUCAGACGAACCUGGUAAAAUGAACACGGGAGUAAAUGUAAAGCCAAAAACUACAGAUGUAUCCACAGAUACGACUGAGGACGCGGAUGGUUGUGACGACUAUGGGAUCGGUGGCUUCAGUCAAAAAAGUAGCUAUACUAGAAGCGCAAGUGGCACAGAAUUCCGCUACAGACAUCGUGAACUGGGGGGAAAUCAUCGCUGCCUGAAUAGCUACAGUUGUGGGUAUUUGCAUCCAUUUGAUACCAGGUAUCAAGGUUUCUUCACGCAGACAGACAGGUACAGCGAAGUGGUCAGACCAUUGAGGCAUAGCACUUACCCAUCCAGUUCCGAAUGCUGCUCCAGGCGUUUAUGA